Molecule: messenger RNA, 1020 nt
Organism: Neolamprologus brichardi
Lineage: Eukaryota; Metazoa; Chordata; Actinopteri; Cichliformes; Cichlidae
Gene: tmem120ab
Product: transmembrane protein 120Ab
Biological process (GO): fat cell differentiation
Cellular component (GO): membrane
Source: RefSeq, a predicted model, not a curated record
AUGUCAGAAAAUUUGAAAAACAUCCUGGAGGAAUGGAAAGGUCUGGAAGAAGAGUAUCAGCAACUUCAGGAGACACACAGAAUGUAUUUAAAGAAACUGGAUGAACUUUCCAAACUGCAAAACAACUGCUCUUCCUCUAUCUCCCGUCAGAGGACAAGAGUGAAUGAGAUAUCCCAACUGGUGAAAAAAUCCAGCAAAGGGUCAUCAGAAGAAGAUGUCAGGAUUCUGGAUGAAAUAAAAGAGAAAAUCAAGAUUCGACCAAAUGCUUUCUUUCAGAUGGAGGCUUUCCUUCCCAAGAAAAAUAGCCUUUACCUCAGUCUGGUUCUUGGAAACGUGAAUGUCACGCUUUUCAACAAGCAGUCAAAAUUUGCUUACAAAGAUGAAUAUGAGAAGUUCAAGCUGUGCCUCACAGUCAUUCUGCUGCUGUUCUCCUUCAUUUGCUAUUUCUUUGUGAGCUACAGAUUUUCUGACGUAAUCCUCAAUUUUCUGCUGGUGUGGUACUAUUGUACCUUAACUAUCAGGGAGAGUAUCCUCAUCACCAAUGGCUCCAGAAUCAAAGGUUGGUGGGUUUUUCAUCACUACAUAUCAGCAGUUUUGUCCAGUGUAAUGCUGACUUGGCCAGAGGGAAACCUGUACCACAUAUUCAGGAACCAGUUCCUCGCCUACUCUCUGUAUCAAAGUUUCGUUCAGUGUCUGCAGUGCUAUUAUCAGAGCGGAUGUCUGUACAGACUGCGAGCCCUGGGAGAAAGACACAACAUGGAUCUGACUGUUGAGGGAUUUCAGUCCUGGAUGUGGAAAGGGCUGACGUUUCUUUUACCCUUCCUGUUUUUUGGUCAUUUCUGGCAGCUCUUCAACGGGCUGUCUCUAUUCAGAAUGGCUCAGCUCCCAGAGUGUAAAGAAUGGCAGGUUUCAGUGUGUGGGCUCUGCUUCCUUAUUCUCUUCGCGGGAAACUUCUUCACCACUGUUGCAGUCGUUCGUCAGAAGCUAAAGACCAGGAAUCAGAAGCCAAAGAACCUGUGA